Daphnia carinata is the source of this 468-nucleotide messenger RNA. It is a transcript of the gene RpS27, whose product is annotated as small ribosomal subunit protein eS27. Gene Ontology annotation, biological process: ribosomal small subunit assembly; translation. The record is from RefSeq and is a predicted model, not a curated record. The transcript has 4 exons. NCBI's taxonomy places the organism in Eukaryota, Metazoa, Arthropoda, Branchiopoda, Diplostraca, Daphniidae. Gene Ontology annotation, molecular function: RNA binding; structural constituent of ribosome. Gene Ontology annotation, cellular component: cytosolic small ribosomal subunit; ribosome. Bases 119 to 373 code for a protein of 84 amino acids.
UUGAAAUUAGUUUUUGUAUUGACUUCUUCUAGCGGCCAUUUUCUUUCGUUCGUUGCUUCAUCGUAUCUGACUACUUUCUUUCCAUAAACGUGUAGCCGGCAGAGAGCUCCUUAACAAGAUGCCCCUCGCACGCGACUUAUUGCACCCAACUCCUGAGGAGGAGCGCAGGAGGCACAAACUUAAACGAUUGGUUCAACAUCCCAACAGUUACUUCAUGGAUGUCAAGUGCCCUGGUUGUUACAAGAUCACCACAGUUUUCUCCCAUGCCCAGACAGUGGUAGUGUGUGCUGGCUGCUCAGCUGUGUUGUGUCAACCAACUGGUGGAAGAGCCAGGCUGACUGAGGGCUGUUCUUUCCGCAGGAAACAACAUUGAAAGUAAAAGCAGAUUGGCCUGGCUGCACCUGAUUAUUUCAUCUGAGAUACCAUGCUUAUGUAAAGAGUGAAUACAAGAUGCAUUGUCAAGGCUAA